This is a messenger RNA of Aspergillus puulaauensis, 777 nucleotides long. RefSeq lists its product as uncharacterized. Lineage: Eukaryota; Fungi; Ascomycota; Eurotiomycetes; Eurotiales; Aspergillaceae. Gene Ontology annotation, molecular function: FMN binding. Bases 1 to 777 code for a protein of 258 amino acids. The transcript has 2 exons. The record is from RefSeq and is a predicted model, not a curated record.
AUGGCCCCCUCCGCCGCUCCCUGGCGCGGGCUAUUCCUCGCCAGCUUCGAAAAGAGCCGUGUCUCGACAUUCAAUCUAACAACAAUUGCGCAUGCCCCGUCCAACCGACCCGUUCCGCGCUCGCGCACGGUCGAAUUCCGAGGCUUCUGGCCCAAGUCCGCAUCGACUCUCCACAAAUCCGGGAUCGAGGCGCUCAAGACGCAGAAUAUCGGACUGAACCCAGAUGUAUACGAGAGUGAUUUGCUUUCUGUCACGACGGACGCGAGAAUGGGCAAGGUAGGCCAAUUGGCGGACUCGGAUGAUGUAGUUGAGGGCGUGUUUUGGUUUGAGGAAGUUUCGGCGCAGUGGAGGGUUAGGGGGAGGGCGGUUACCGUCGGCGCGCCGGAGGAAGAGGAGGAGGAGAGGAAGGUUAGGGAUAUGGUCAAGAAAGGGAUGAGGGAGAAGGGUGAUGGGAAUGGGAAUAUCAAGGACUGGAGUUGGGAGAGACAGGUAGCGACCUAUUUCGCGAACCAUAGCCCUGUUAUGAGAGGGACGUUCAAGAACCCGCCUCCUGGUCGGCCGCGCAGUGAAGCGCCGCCUGACCCGCAGCUGAAACUGGGCCAGAAGAUUGAAGAUCUCAAGGACCCGAUCGCGAGGGCGAACUUCCGGGUCUUGCUUAUUUUACCGCAGGAAAUGGAGGUGUUGGACUUUUCAAAUCCUGAUGAUGUGCGGCGGACCCGAUGGACGCUUGCUGAUGGGGACGACGGAAAAUGGAAGGAGACGGAGUUGUGGCCGUGA